Phascolarctos cinereus (koala) is the source of this 1794-nucleotide messenger RNA. RefSeq names its product S100 calcium binding protein B (gene S100B). Gene Ontology annotation, cellular component: nucleus; cytoplasm. Gene Ontology annotation, molecular function: RAGE receptor binding; zinc ion binding; S100 protein binding. Gene Ontology annotation, biological process: positive regulation of canonical NF-kappaB signal transduction; positive regulation of cell population proliferation. The record is from RefSeq and is a predicted model, not a curated record. Lineage: Eukaryota; Metazoa; Chordata; Mammalia; Diprotodontia; Phascolarctidae.
UGGUGUCAAUAGACCUUCUCCACCCCUAGGAAACGAAUAAGUAGCCAGUGUCUGGUGCCUUUCUCCAGCCACAAGGAAAACAGUGAGAGAAAAACCACCAGCAGGAAGGAGGAUCUGAUCCACCAUGUCGGACCUGGAGAAAGCCAUGAUGGCCAUCAUCGAGACAUUCCACCAGUACUCCGGGAAAGAGGGUGACAAACAUAAGCUGAAGAAGUCAGAGCUCAAAGAACUCAUCAAUAAUGAACUCUCCCACUUCUUAGGGGAGAUCAAGGAGCAGGAGACAGUGGACAAAGUCAUGGAGACUCUGGAUGCUGAUGGAGAUGCUGAGUGCGACUUCCAGGAAUUUGUGGCCUUCAUCGCCGUGAUCACCUCUGCAUGCCACGAAUUUUUUGAACAUGAGUGAAGCUCCCAGGAAGUUCCAUCUGUCACGAAAAUCAAGCAAAGAUCCACUGGAAUUUUAAGCAAAGCAGCAAAGCAGAGCUUGUGGUCUGGUAGGACCCCAGCUGGCCAGCCCCCAAGUAGUUUACUUAGUAGGAAGUUUGACAUGCUUCGUGAAGAGAAACAGUUUCUGCCAGGACAGCUCAAAGUGCCUCCUCUUCACUCUCCUGGCAGCCUGUCUUUGUCAUCCCUCCCCAUAGAGAACUUCGGGCCCUCCCACUGUCCCAUUAGGUCCACACCCAAUGGCCAACCACAACCUGCAGAGAAGGCCUCUCUUCCUUUUGUGAGUGCUAAGGGAAGGCAAGGGGCUUGAUUUAGGGUGGUUGAGCCUUCCAUGGGACGUGGGGAGCACACAUAGCCCUGAUGACCAUGAAGUUCCCUUGAAGUUUCCACAGCUCCCUCUAAGCUUCCAGCUCUAUUUUACUUUAAAAUAUGGAGUGUUGCCCCAGGAUGGCCAAGUGGUUUCCCAUCCUGAAAUUUGCUUGCAAUAGCCAGAAAGGGAAACCAACGUAAUUAGAUAAUAUCAACACACAACUCUGCAAACCAGGACAAGUGGGAGUAUUUGUGUCGCCUCUCCCAGGGAGCUGAGCCCCUGGAGCACUAGGCUUUGUCCUCCAGCUUUGUUACUUCAGCCCAAGCAUAGUACCAUGCACACAGCAAGGGCUUAAUCAAUGCUUGUUAGGUGCAGAAUUGCCAAGGGUAUGUAGGAGUGGGUUUUCCUGAUAAGUCAUUAGAAACCAACCGAAUAAUACAAAUAUAACUAACAGAACCAAAGCAGGUCAAACAUUGAUGUGUCUUAUUAGCACCCUUAUAAAUGCUGGAAGUAUUAACUUUAAUCUGUCAUAAAAGUUAUAAAAGAAUUCCAAGCCCUUUAUGCAUUCCCUCAUUCCCUAGUUCAUUCAUUCAUUUACUCAUUCAUUCAACAGCCAUUCCUCUUGGGUGAGUCACUUGACUCCCGAAAUUUCUCUCAGUAUUUCAGUAUAUCUUUUGGUGGUGAGAACAGCUGUGAUAAGGCAGAGAGGUGGGCAGCACGUAACUACAGUGGAAAGUGCCCCGGAGCAGGGAUCAGAAGACCUUGAUUCUGCUCCUCUUUCUUCUCACAUUUUGCCCUGUGACCUUGGGCAAGUCUCUCCCCUGGGCAGUAGAAUGAAGUGACAUGUUUUGUCCUUCUAGCUCUGACCUUCAUAAAUAGCUGGUCUUGCUCUUGAAAAAAAGCAAAAACAACCAACCAGUGAAAGCAACCUCCAACUUGCUUACAAUUUACUUAAGGGGUCUUCACUCUUUUUUUGGGGGGGGGUUGAGGCAAUUGGGGUUAAGUGACUUGCCCAGGGUCACACAGCUAGUAAGUGUCAAGUG